GUAUUUUUCUAGUAUUCCAAAAUCCAAAUAUUUGGCCAUCUGAGAUCUCAUUUUCCAAGAUUUCAUCUUUAAAUCUCAGCCCUCCAUUUCACCACCUUAACCUCUAUAUAUACUAUACCCUCCCAUUUUCUUGAUUCUCAUUAUUCCACACAUUUAUAAAACCUCUUUAUAUCUAUAUAUAUAUACAUAUACAUACAACUCUCCCAUCAAAGUUGCAUUUAAUUCAAAACUAUAAACAAAAACAAAUUCUCAUCUUCUUCAAAUCAUGGGAUCCUUACAAAUCAUGUCCAAGGAUGCUCGAAAGUCGAAGGGAGAACAAGAAGAAUGCACUGGAGAUGGGAGCGUUGAUUUCCACGGUCGUCCUGCGAUUCGACAACAAACCGGAAAAUGGGGAGCUGGAACAAUCAUACUCUUAAAUCAAGGUCUAGCUACUCUAGCAUUUUUCGGAGUCGGAAUAAACUUGGUGUUGUUCCUAACAAGGGUCCUACAACAAGACAACGCCGAAGCUGCAAACAGUGUCAGCAAAUGGACUGGAACGGUCUAUAUAUUCUCUCUAGUCGGCGCUUUCCUUAGCGAUUCCUAUUGGGGAAGAUACAAAACUUGCGCCAUCUUUCAAGCCAUCUUCGUCGUUGGUCUUGUACUGCUAUCACUAGCAACGCAGAUAUUCUUGCUUACACCUAAAGGCUGUGGAGACGAAACGACACCAUGCAAACCACAUUCCAGCUGGGUGAUUGGAUUAUUCUAUGUAUCUAUAUAUAUGGUUGCUUUAGGAAACGGAGGGUAUCAGCCUAACAUAGCUACAUUUGGUGCUGACCAAUUCGACGAAGAGGAUUCCAAGGAGAGCCAUUCCAAAGUUUCCUUCUUCAGCUAUUUCUACUUGGCUUUGAAUCUCGGUUCGCUCUUUUCCAAUACUAUAUUAGGGUAUUUCGAAGACGAAGGAAUGUGGGCACUUGGGUUCUGGGCAUCUACCGCCUCGGCGUUUUUAGCACUCGUCCUAUUUUUGGGGGGUACCAAACAGUACAGGCACUUUAAGCCCUCCGGUAAUCCACUUUCAAGAAUUUCUCAGGUGAUAGUUUCAGCAUCGAAGAAGUGCAGAGUACAUAUUCCGCCCGGUGAGGAGGAUAGUUUGUACGAUGAAGACCGAUGCAUCGACAAAUCAAACGCCGGUGCUAGAAAAAUGCUCCACACACACGGGUUCAAGUUUUUGGACAGAGCAGCGUACCUUACUACACAGGAUAUGGAGCAGCUGAAGCAAAACGAGUACAACCCAUGGCGCCUGUGUCCAGUCUCCCAAGUCGAAGAGGUCAAAUGCAUAGCGAGGCUACUCCCCAUUUGGCUCUGCACCAUAAUCUACUCGGUCGUCUUCACUCAAAUGGCGUCGCUCUUUGUCGAGCAAGGCGAUGCAAUGAACACCAAGAUUUCAAACUUCCGGAUACCUGCGGCAAGCAUGUCAAGCUUCGACAUAAUCAGCGUAGCCUUUUUCAUAUUCCUAUUCCGAAGGGUACUCGACCCCUUAGUGCGUAGAGUCCGAGGCAAAGGGCUUACCGAGCUUCAAAGAAUGGGGAUCGGUCUGGUAAUAGCAAUUAUAGCCAUGAUUUCAGCUGGAAUAGUGGAGUGCUACAGGCUUAAGUACGCACAGAAGGACUGCAAACACUGCCAAGGCUCGAGUUCGCUGAGCAUAUUCUGGCAAGUACCGCAGUACGCUCUGAUAGGUGCAUCCGAGGUUUUCAUGUACGUGGGCCAGUUGGAGUUUUUCAAUGCACAAGCACCUGAUGGACUUAAGAGCUUCGGGAGUGCACUUUGUAUGACCUCGAUUUCUUUGGGGAACUACGUUAGUAGCUUGCUUGUGUCGAUUGUUAUGAAAAUAUCGACGGUGGAUAAUAUGCCAGGGUGGAUACCGGGGAAUCUUAACAAGGGUCAUUUGGACAGAUUCUAUUUUCUGCUGGCGGGGUUGACGGCUAUCGACUUGGUCAUCUAUAUUGCGUGCGCUACGUGGUAUAAAAGUAUGAAGCUUGGAGAGAAGGGUGGAGAAAAUAACAAGGACCAGGACUAUGGAGUGUAGUGAUUGUUAUUAUGUACCGAAAAAGGAAUUAAUAAGAUGAUGUUUGGAUCGACUUUUAAGUGUUUGUAGAGAGAGUUUUUAUGUCUGGAGAGGUCAUGGUUUAAGACAGGAAUUUCUUGUCCAGGAAUGCUGAAUGCUAUUUCAGUCAAAAUCUUAACUUCAGAAAUGUUUGCCUAACUGAAGUUAGUUGAACAUCUAAACAAGGGGGGAUAGCUUUCACUGGAAGGACUUUCUUGACUUCUUUCCACCUGACUUUAUUGGUUUCAUUGUACUAAUGGGAGAUUUUAUGUAAGAAAACUAAUAUUUUCAUCCAUAUUUAUCUAUAUCUAUAUC
Erythranthe guttata (spotted monkey flower) is the source of this 2395-nucleotide messenger RNA. RefSeq names its product nitrate transporter 1.5 (gene NRT1.5). NCBI's taxonomy places the organism in Eukaryota, Viridiplantae, Streptophyta, Magnoliopsida, Lamiales, Phrymaceae. Gene Ontology annotation, biological process: transmembrane transport. Gene Ontology annotation, molecular function: transmembrane transporter activity. Gene Ontology annotation, cellular component: membrane. The record is from RefSeq and is a predicted model, not a curated record.